AUGAAAUUUCUUUCUCCUAGCGUCGGAAGAUACAACAAAGGGAAGUAAUGCUAUGAGUAUGAGGGCGCUCUGAUAGGUAUAAAAGGGAGGGAAAUUUGAAUUAGGCCAUUCUCAGCUGCGGUGCACCAGCGGUCAUUUUUGAUUAUGGACAGCCCCAGGGUAGUCAACACUGACAGCGACAAGUUAGACGCCAUAUUGAAAAAGUUGGAUCAAUCACAAGCUGAAAUUAGGAAGGCAGUUGAUGAGAAGAUUGAAGGUCUUCGUGAUGAGUUUUAUAAAACAUCCAAAGAAGUACAUAAAUUGAAAGCGGAGAGGGACUAUCAAUGGAAAAAAUAUGGGAACAAAAUUCAGUUUGCCUUUAAUUCCGAAGCUCUGGAAAACUUAGAACAGUUGCGUUUUGCUAUUCAGUAUGAUAAGACUGAUUACGCCUUGGAAUUGAUUAGUCAGGAAGUUUCCAGGUUCCAGACAAGAAACAAACACAUAAAAAUAGCUGAUUCCUCAGAGGGGGGCUGGGAAACAGUGCGUAAUUAUGUGGCUCAUGAAUUGGCGUCAGAUUCUGAUGACGACAAAAGAAUCAACCGAGCGGAAAGCAAAGCGAUUAAGAAAAUCAAGACAAGGGCAUCUCGUUCCGCACGAUUGCAUCCUUACAAGCCAAUCCAGCGUCCUUCCUCGACAGUCACUCAAGCUUCAACGGAUUCUCAUGCUGGUGACCAGUCUAAUAAUUUUCGUGGCCGUGGUCAAAGGUCAGGAGCGUGCUUCAUGUGUGGCGACUUCAACCACUGGAGACGUCAGUGUCCCUUACUUAACAACACAACUCAGCAACGCGGGAAGCUCGACAGAGAGUAGGAUACGUUCCAAGGAAGCAGAACCAGAAGUUGAGUAUACAUUACGUGAUGAUAAUGUAAACGUUGUUGCACCUGGCCUUACAAAUGACUUUUAUGAAUAUGAACAAGAUGGGAUAGAUAUAAUUGUAAAGGGUAGACUGAAAAAUCAUGUUUCGUUUUGGAAAGAAAUAUGUGCUGUUGAUUUUGUUCUAGACAUUAUUGAAUACGGAUACAAAAUACCAUUUUAUUCUACCCCACAAAGAAUGAAUAUAAGGAACAAUAGAUCUGCUAAGGAGAAUUCUGACUUUGUGUCAUCAGCUGUUCAAGAUUUGUUGCGCAGAGGGUUGAUUGCUCAGUGUUCAGAUAAACCUUACGUGGUUAACCCUUUAUCUGUAGCUGUACAACAUUCUGGUAAGAAGCGUCUUAUUUUAGACUUGUCUAGAGUGAAUAAACAUCUGUGGAAAGCCUCAGUUAAGUAUGAGGACUGGAGAACUGCAUUGUUGUACAUAGAAAAGAAUGAUUGGCUAGUGAAAUUCGACAUCCAUUCUGCAUAUCACCAUAUUGAUAUUUACCAAGAACAUACGCAGUUUCUAGGAUUUGCAUGGGGUUCAGGAAAAGACAAGAAGUAUUUUAAAUUUCUUGUCCUCCCUUUUGGUUUGAGUACAGCUCCUUAUGUGUUUACUAAGGUUACCAGACAGUUGGUAAAGUUUUGGCGUUUCCAAGGUUACAAGAUUGUUACUUUUCUAGAUGAUGGGAUCCUUUCAAGUUUUUCCCGAAUGUGAAACGGCAGCUGUUGGCCAACUUGUCAAGCAAGACUUGUUAAAAGCAGGCUUUGUACCAAAAGUAGAAAAGUCCCUAUGGAAGCCAGUUCAAGAGAUCGAAUGGUUAGGUUUUAUCAUAGAUACAAGACAAAUGAAGUUGUCUAUUCCUCAACGGAAAAUAUCUAAGCUUAAGCAAAGUAUAGCAGAACUUUUGUCUUCUACUGUUCCAGUCCCUGUAAAGAGCUUAGCUUCGGUUGUUGGGCAAGUAGUUGCUAUGAAGAUGGUUGUUGGUACUUUGUCUCAGCUAAUGACAAAGUUUCUGAGUAUUCAGACACUCCAGGCUACAUCGUGGAAAGAAACUGUAAUGAUAUCGUACCUGAGUAGAGAUCAGUUACAAUUUUGGGCUUCACAUAUUGACAGACACAGUGAAUGUACUCUAAGCUAUGGAAGUAUUCCUACACGGGUAGUUUACAGUGAUGCUAGUAAUUCCGGUUUUGGUGGGUACUGUGUAGAAGUUGGUCAAGCCAUAUCACAUGGUCAGUGGUCAGCAUUAGAAGCGUCACGGAGUUCCACUUGGAGAGAGUUGAAGGCUGUGUUGUUGGUUAUGAAAAGUUUUGUUUCCAUUUUGGAGUCGCACAAAGUAAAAUGGUUUACUGACAAUCAAAAUGUAGAGUCGAUUUUGUCGAAAGGUAGCAUGAAAGUCGAUCUUCAAGCUUUGGCUCUAGAUAUUUUCAAGCUGUGCAAUGAAUAUAAUAUCAGAGUUGACAUGCAGUGGAUACCAAGGUUAGAAAAUGAGCGUGCUGAUUAUCUGAGUAAGAUAGUCGAUGCAGAUGAUUGGGGUAUCCAGGAUUACGUGUUUCAACGCGUCUCUGCCAAAUGGGGCCCAUUUGAUGUUGACAGAUUUGCGUCAUAUUACAAUACUAAGGUUGUAAGGUUUAACUCAAGAUUUUGGAAUCCAGGAAGUGACGGAGUGGAUGCUUUAUCUAUGUCCUGGGGUGAAGACAAUAACUGGAUAGUGCCUCCUGUGUUUAUGAUCGCACGUGUUCUCAGGCAUAUGAGGGAGUGUCACGCUAAGGGAACUAUCGUCAUUCCUGUAUGGUAUUCAGCCAAUUUCUGGCCUAUAUUGUGUCCUAAUAAGGUAUUUAUACCUCAAGUUAAAGGCUGGAUGUAUCUUCCCACUUGUAAGGAGGCAUAUGUACCAAGCAGACAGUUUGGCGGGUUGUUUGGAGUGAACGAUUUAAACUUCAACAUGAUGGCUUUACGUGUGAUAUUCUGAUGAUGUUGUUUCCGUGUUGCAGGUGUGUUUGAACAUGUAUAUAGAAGUGAGAUACUGACUUUACCUCCAUCUAUGAGGGAGCUCGUAAGACGUCUUCCAGAGCAUUUGUCUUGCUCGAGAGCAAACUCCACAAAUAAAAAACCGAUGACUGGCACUGUUGGGUGGGACGGACAUGUCCAGGCUGGCGAGCCGUUAGAAUACGUGAGUCAUCGGGGGCAUAUGCCACGAGCAAUGCAAGAUGUAAAUGGCGG
Molecule: messenger RNA, 3112 nt
Organism: Haliotis rubra (blacklip abalone)
Lineage: Eukaryota; Metazoa; Mollusca; Gastropoda; Lepetellida; Haliotidae
Exons: 2
Coding region: 1572-2861 (429 amino acids)
Molecular function (GO): nucleic acid binding; RNA-DNA hybrid ribonuclease activity
Source: RefSeq, a predicted model, not a curated record